CCUACGCAGUUGACAGAUUGUAGGGGGGCGGGACAAGGAGCCGCUAGGCAGCACAGGAAGAAAAUGGCGGCCGUGGCUGCAGAGCCAGGAGCUGCAAGAAGAGAAGAAGAAGAAGAACCGGGAACGGAACUACCGAGAGAACCGGGACCGGAACUAACGGGACUAACGGGAGAACCGGGAUUGACCCCGCUGCAGAGUGCCAGGCCGCGGCCGGAGCUCUGGAUGGAGGAUGGGGGGGGGCAGCGUGUCGGGCCGGAGCUGCAGGCGGGAAGCGUCGAUGAGCCAGGAGAGAGAACAUGCUCAGACCGGACCGGGGGGGGCCGGUUCUCUCCCUUGGUACCGGGGGACCCUGAGGGGGGGAGGGACGUGUCUGCGGUGUCCCGCAGCACCGAACCCCGGGCCGUCUUCCUGCUCUCCUUCCCGGCCCCCCCUCCCGUUACGGAGGCCGGUCUGUCUCUAACGGAACCGGCAGAACCGACAACAAACGAGACCACGGACCGAGCCGAGCCCGCUGGCUGGGACCGGGACCAUGAACGGGACUACACUCUUACACCCGCAGAGGUUCGGCUGUCGGACCCGGAGGAGCGUGACUCCCCCCCGACUGGCCGGAUGUCGCUGGACUCCGUGAAGCAGGAACCCCCCUCCGUUGAUCUGAGUCCCGAUGAUCUGAGUCCUGGUUCCGAAGUCCGGGUCUCCCUGGAUCAUGUGAUUAAUGACGCACUGGUGGUGUCCUUCCAGCGGGGGCAGCAGUUGUUCAGUGGGGUCCUGAUGGACGUGUCCCGCAGGUUCGGACCGUACGGGAUCCCUAUAACUGUGCUCCCCCGGAGAGACGACCGGAGUGGCCCUCUGAUGAUGUCAUUGCCUGACGUGGAAGUGUCCACCAAACAGGAAGAGAUUUCACCCCCUGCCCCCCCCAGCUCCAAACUGCCACCGCUGUUCCAGGAGGGGGCUCCGUACCCCCCCCCUCUGUUCCUCAGGGACACCUACAACCAGGCUUUACCUCAGCCGCUGCCGCGUAAGAUCCGCCGUCCGAAGAGACGCUACCGCUGCGAGGAGCCCACCUCCAUUAUGAACGCCAUCAAGCUCCGCCCUCGCCAGGUGCUCUGCGACAAGUGCAAAGGUGUUGUUGGGGGGGGCAGGGAGGAAUCCCGGAGGGGCCCCGUAGAACUGAAGGAUGAGGCGUCACGGCGGCGGAGAGCUGCUGAAGGACAGGUUUCUUCUGAGGUCAAACGUCUGAGAGGGGACGACAGGCGCCCCCCUAACGACAGACGCCCCCCAUCAGGGAUCCACGUAUCGUCUUCAGCUUCUUCCUCCUCCUCUCGGGUCCUGAGGGGCGGAGUGUCUUCCUCUGGCCGCCUGUGUCUGAACUCUAAGAAAGCCCCCCCCCCCAGAGGCCCGGCUGCUGACGUCUCCAAAGCCCAGCAGGCCCUGAAGAAGCUGAGUGGGGCAGUGGGGGGUCCAGUAGGGCCUGCACAGCGCCGACCCAGAGACCAGGACCUGGAUCAGGACCAGACCCGCAGUAAGGCAGUGACCCGGGCCUCCUCCCUGCAGAACCAGAGGGUCCACUUCACCCGCCGGCUGCAGAGCGCCGCCCCCCCCACACUGCCUCCUAGGAUGCGGCUCAAACCUCAAAGGUAUCGAACAGAUGACCAGGUUUCCCCCCCCUCACCCCCCAAGCUGAGCUCACGCUCACCGCCCACCAAGCCCAUUAUAAGCCCAACGCCUCCCCCUCCCUCCAGCACAGCUCCUACCCUGGAGCCCCCCCUCUGUGCUGCGUUAGAGACACAGGAGGCCCUGUGUCCCCCAAUGGAGGAGGGGCCCUGCUCAUCCCCCCCAUCAGAAUGCAGCUCCACAGAUACCUUUGACCUCCUCCCCCCUGGACACCCGCCCACCUUGUUAGAGCCACUUUGCCCCGCCUCUUCCUCCCCCAGGGCCAAUGAGACACCGGUUGAUGGUGGGGAUGGGGGUGAUCUGAAGAGGAGUAAGUCCUCCUCGUUUUCCCCCCCUCCUCCCACGUUGGAGGGUGAGGAGGAGGGGGGGGAUCUGAAGAGGAGGAGUAAGUCCUCCAUGUCGCCCCCCCCUCCUCCCCCGGUGGAGGGUGAGGAAGCGGAGGGUGAGAUGAAGAGGAGGCAUAAUUCGUCCUGCUCCCCCACUGCCCCUCCCCCGGUGGAGGGUGAGGAAGAGGAGGGUGAGAUGAAGAGGAGGCAUAAGUCGUCCUGCUCCCCCCCUGCCCCUGCCCCUCCCUCGGUGGAGGGUGAGGAAGAGGAGGGUGAGAUGAAGAGGAGGCAUAAGUCGUCCUGCUCCCCCCUUGCCCCUCCCCCGGUGGAGGGUGAGGAAGAGGAAGGUGAGAUGAAGAGGAGGCGUAAGUCCUCCACCUCGUCCUCGUCCUCCUCCUCGUCCUCCUCCCCCCCCGUGUUCUCUAAGCCCGUCUCGAAGGUGCUGCUCCCCGACGGGCGUUCCCUGGGUCUGGGGGACAUCGUGUGGGCGAAGAUCUCGGGGUUCCCCUGGUGGCCAGCGAGGGUUCUGAGCAUCACGGUGUCCAGGCGCAGCGACACGGGUCUAGCUGUCCGUCAGGAAGCCAGGGUCUCGUGGUUUGGCUCCCCCACCACCUCCUUCCUCCCCCUCACCCAGCUCUCCCCCUUCCUGGAGAGCUUCCAGUGCCGCUUCGACAGGAAGAGGAAGGGUCCGUACCGCCGGGCCAUCGCCGAGGCUGCCAGCGCCGCCAAGCAGCUAACGCCGGAAGUGCGGGCGCUGCUCACUCAGUUUGAGACGUAGCAUACUACCCUCCCACACUAAACACAACUACCCCAACAACAGGGUGUAGGAGGAACCCCUUCCCCCUCAUGUACCCAUCUGUCACACUGCUUCCUGAGGGCAGUAUGCGGGGCUUCUUGUGUGGACGGGGCCUCCGUCUCAGGUGUCAGUCAGUGGCAGCGUUUAAAGAGAGGCAAUGUCCAGGUGCAUCAUGGAAAACAAGGUCUGGUGUGCCAUGUGUUUAUUAUGAAUCCUGGAGGGGCAGCUGAUUGGCUGGCAGCAUGAUGAUGUCACACAUUUACAUAUGUAAUGAUAACACUAAUUAAGAUGGAGCGCUAAGCUAACAGAACGGGGGGGGGGGGGGGUUUGUAAACAUUUCGAGAGUAAUGUGGACCGUUAAAGGGGGGGUUAUUCUCAAAAUGAGUCUUUACCUUAUUGCUGCAUUCUGAUUGGAUGCUGCAAGGUGUGAAACGCUGUCACUUCUGUUUCUCGUCCUGAAAGUCAAACUGUGAAACGUGUUGUCCGAGCAGAAGCUGGUGGACCUUCAGGGUCCGGACAGGUAGGCCUUACUGAGUGUUAGAGGCUGAUGAAGACGAGGAGGACGAAGGUUUCCUGUCUGUUUGCAGAUUAGAGACACUGUGGGACAGACGGAGACGUUGGACUUUAUUAAAGUCGCUGUAUGUUUUUCUCAUGUUUUAAAUCUAUUAAAAACUGUCAAAUCAACCCUUCUUCUGUGGUGCUUUCACUGUCGGACAGGUUUCUCACCUGCAAACAGAUGAUGGUAGACGCUCCUGAACAUGAGCGCCUGAUAGACUAGGGUCUGAGCGGUCCCGGUCUAUAUCUUCCACGCUUCAGAGCAGUAAAACUUGAAGGAAAUACAGAUAUUUAUAAUAUGGUAUUUAUUUAUUGGCUGUCUCUCUCUCUGCAGCGCGACGCUGACGAGCUGCUGACAAUCCUGCGCUGUGAUUGGCUGAGAGGCGGGGGUCACGUGGACAUCCACUUUUGAUAACAAUAAUAUAUUUAAGAGUUAUAUUUAUAAAGAGCUUUAUCAGUGAGGUUUCCAUGGAGACCAACAUGUUUGAAUGUCCAAUCAGCAUUCAGAUCAUUAGUGAGAGUCCUGUCCGCCCUGCAGGGGGCAACAACGAGUCACUACCAGAACCCGAACGCACCACAGCUUCACAACCCACUGUUAGCUUAGCACAAGAACUGGCAUCAGACAGAAACUGUUAGCAUAGCUUAGCACAAAGACUGGCACCAGAGAGAAACUGUUAAUAUAUCUUAGCACAAAGACUGGCAUCAGACAGAAACUGUUAGCAUAGCUUAGCACAAGGACUGGCAUCAGAGAGAAACUGUUAAUAUAUCUUAGCACAAAGACUGGCAUCAGACAGAAACUGUUAGCAUAGCUUAGCACAAAGACUGGCAUCAGAGAGAAACUGUUAGCAUAGCUUAGCACAAAGACUGGCAUCAGAGAGAAACUGUUAGCAUAGCUUAGCACAAAGACUGGCAUCAGAGAGAAACUGUUAGCAUAGCUUAGCACAAAGACUGGCAUCAGAGAGAAACUGUUAGCAUAGCUUAGCACAAAGACUGGCAUCAGAGAGAAACUGUUAGCAUAGCUUAGCACAAAGACUGGCAUCAGAGAGAAACUGUUAGCAUAGCUUAGCACAAAGACUGGCAUCAGACAGAAACUGUUAGCAUAGCUUAGCACAAGGACUGGCAUCAGAGAGAAACUGUUAGCAUAGCUUAGCACAAAGACUGGCAUCAGACAGAAACUGUUAGCAUAGCUUAGCACAAAGACUGGCAUCAGACAGAAACUGUUAGCAUAGCUUAGCACAAAGACUGGCAUCAGACAGAAACUGUUAGCAUAGCUUAGCACAAAGGACUGGCAUCAGACAGAAACUGUUAGCAUAGCUUAGCACAAAGACUGGCAUCAGACAGAAACUGUUAGCAUAGCUUAGCACAAGGACUGGCAUCAGAGAGAAACUGUUAGCAUAGCUUAGCACAAAGACUGGCAUCAGAGGGAAACUGUUAGCAUAGCUUAGCACAAAGACUGGCAUCAGAGGGAAACUGUUAGCAUAGCUUAGCACAAAGACUGGCAUCAGACAGAAACUGUUAGCAUAGCUUAGCACAAAGACUGGCAUCAGAGGGAAACUGUUAGCAUAGCUUAGCACAAAGACUGGCAUCAGAGGAAACUGUUAGCAUAGCUUAGCACAAAGACUGGCAUCAGACAGAAACUGUUAGCAUAGCUUAGCACAAAGACUGGCAUCAGAGGGAAACCGUGGGUACUUGUUGUAAAGGUUCAUUAAAGUGAUUAGACUGAUUUCAAUUUAAAACUGUAAUGGUUUUAUUUAAUCUUACCUCCACCAGAUGUAAGUAAAUAAAAUAAAUGAUCAACUGUGAACCGUGACUCGGCUCCUGCAGGUUUUUAUAGGUUUACGAAAUGAUUUAAAGGCUUUAUUUCUGUGAUCUGAACAUUAUGCAACUGUGACGAAAGAUAUGAGAAUGAUUAUAAUUAUUACUGUAAAGUGUACACACUGCAGAGGAUACAAAAAUAAACAGCAUGUGAUAAAAUUGA
Eleginops maclovinus (Patagonian blennie) is the source of this 5326-nucleotide messenger RNA. RefSeq names its product PWWP domain containing 2A (gene pwwp2a). Bases 64 to 2775 code for a protein of 903 amino acids. Gene Ontology annotation, cellular component: nucleus; chromocenter. The record is from RefSeq and is a predicted model, not a curated record. The transcript has 3 exons. Gene Ontology annotation, molecular function: chromatin binding. Lineage: Eukaryota; Metazoa; Chordata; Actinopteri; Perciformes; Eleginopidae.